Messenger RNA from Geodia barretti, 417 nucleotides. Lineage: Eukaryota; Metazoa; Porifera; Demospongiae; Tetractinellida; Geodiidae. The record is from the annotation of a GenBank genome assembly.
GCCGCGCUGUGGGCUGCAGAGGCCUCCCCUGCCCCGAUCUCGACACAAGUGCUGGUCCAGAACUUUGAAACUGUCCACCCGAAGAUACUGCAUAAGUCCAGACCUACUCGCAAUGCUCAUUCGGAUCGUCUGGAUGUCAGGAUUACCACUGAAGCUGGUGAAACAUUCACCCUCAGACUGUCGUUGAAUGACAUGGUUAUGUCACCAAGGUUUUCCUCAGUAUACUAUAAUGAAGACGGUCAAGAAGUUCAAACAGAGCAGGAGCAGGUGAACUGUUUCUACCAAGGAGAGGUGGUGGAGCGCCCAGAGUGGCAAGUGGCAAUGGACUCAUGCCAGGGGCUCAGAGGUUCCUUUGGCAAUUGGGCUAACAGUACACUGCGCUAUGUUUUGGAGCCAAUGAGUCCAGAAGACCAUUCG